Molecule: messenger RNA, 1084 nt
Organism: Ilyonectria robusta
Lineage: Eukaryota; Fungi; Ascomycota; Sordariomycetes; Hypocreales; Nectriaceae
Exons: 2
Coding region: 271-891 (206 amino acids)
Source: RefSeq, a predicted model, not a curated record
GGACCGUGGGCCAUGAGCAUGGGGACAGGGCCUAACCCAUCCGCCCUCCCCUCCCACAUAAGGUAGGUUGGGUAGGUACACAUACCAUAUCUCGGCAGCGUUGAACGUGCUGCAUCUCUCGAUGACUCCCCAAUGUGGUGGGAGGGUUGCCAAGGUGCCAACGAACGCACGUUGCUCCUGGGCGGGAGCGGCAGCGGGAGCCUGGUCAUGCGGUCUGUAUGCGACUUUGUUGGCGCGAUGUGGACAUGAUCUAAGUUGAAUAAGGGCUAGAUGCUGGCUUCCCAAAUGACCUCCUCGGGAACCCUAAAAAGCAAGGCAAGCGACGCGCUUUGCAGAAGAGAGAAGAGACGACAACAAGCGACGACGGACAACGAGCACGCCGCGCCGGAAGGGGGGCAUGGAAGAAAAAGAACGAUCGUCAUGGCGCUCCGCGUCCGUGGGUUUGGGUGUGCUGCCCCGGCUGGUGCUGACGGACCCCGGUACGCCCAAGCCCCGGUACGCUUAUGCGCUGUGGGCGCUGUGAGUGGCCUCCCUGGCCGCCUCCCUGCUCUUCGCUGGGCUUAUGAAGGAGCUUUCUGGUGCCCUCUGGUAGGUUGCUGGGCUCGGUUGGCAUGCUGGUAUGCUGGCAAACUGGCAUGCUGGCAUGCAUGGGGAUGGGAUGUCGACUGCGUUUACUCGAUUCCAUGUCGGGACAAUGAUGGGGAUAAAAAGCCAAAUCUAGCCAUCGCUGCGCCCUCAUGGCGGACGGGCUGCCUUCUCAGGCACAGCACCCGACGCUGCCGGCAGCACCAGCAAGUAGAGCGACAGGACGGCGAGAACUGGCGCGUCUGGCACGUACAGCGUGGCACAGCAUUUGCAUGGCAUACAUACAUACACAGGAGCAUGGCAUAACAUGGCAGCGCGUGGCUUCGGCCCCGACGGGAGCUGUGGGACCGCGGGAUGGCUGGACGGGUUGCUGGCCAAAUCUCACACCCCUACGGAGUACUUGACUGGCCGUUCGAGGAGAUAUAUCGACAAUUGUGGCAGCUUUCGUUGGACUGUUGAGACAAUGUUGCAUGCUCACGUCGACCAAAGGGAAAAAAAU